AUGAACUCUCACAAUCUACGAGCAAUUUCCUCGCUCCUCCAGGCCGGGAACAAUCUCUUAACUGGAUCGUCGUCGUCAUCAUGCUCCGGUGACAUAAAAAUAACCUCCCAAACCGAUGCCGACGCCUUCAAGGAUUGCGAAACCAUCAACGGCCCUGUAACCAUCACCUCCGCCGCCAGCGGAACCAUCAGUCUAUCCAAAGUUGAGGAAAUCAAGGGCCCGUUGACGAUCGAGGGGACGUCGAGUCUGAAUGGGUUCGCCGCGAGCAAUUUGGAGAGUGUUUCGUCGCCGAUCACGAUCAAGGAUAAUGGAGGGCUGAAUAGUGUUUCGUUGGGGAAUUUGCAGAGUACCGGAGGUGGGAUUAGCAUUGAAGGGAAUGAGGGGUUGAGGGAGGUGAGGUUAGAUGAGUUGGAGAAGGUGAAUGGGAAUUUGGUUUUGAAGGGCGAGUUUGAUCGAAUAUCGAUGGGGAACUUGGAGAAUGUGUAUGGCGAGACGCAGAUUCAGAGUUCCGGGUCAUUUUCCUGCUCGAGUCUAAACAAGCUGAAGGACGAUAAGCAUGCGUUUACGGGCACGUUCUCUUGUUCAGAGAAGGGGUCGUCGGGCCUUAGCUCCGGGGCGAAGGCGGGCAUCGCUAUUGGGGUUAUUCUUGGGGUUAUCAUUGUUGGUGUUCUCGUUUGGUUGUGUAUGCGACGGCAACGGAAGCUGAGACGGAAGGCUGCCCUCGCUGGCGUCACUGCAGUUGGCGCCGCGGGGCCAGCGGGGAGAGACGUGGAGAGAGGUGAUGAGAAGAAAGGUCCUAGCGCCGUCUCGAAUAGUUCCCCGUCAAGUCAACCCCCGAGCCCGCCUGCUGAUACUGAGGCGGCUGUGAGCGCUAUACCGAGGAAGCCGCUUUCACCGGCGCCGCAGACGGUCCCCACGGCGUUGUUGCCUGGCGAUCGGUCUUCGAGAAUUCUGAGCAAUCCGGAUGACCCGUCGUUGUUCUUGAGGGCGAUGCCGAGGCGGAGGCCGUCUGAGUCGGAGGUUCCUAUGCUAGACAGUGAGAACGUGCAUGAGGCGCCGCCGGCUGAAGUCGGGAGGAGACAAGAGGGGUUGUUCGAAUUGGAUGCUGGGCCGGUUAGUGGCAAGCAUCAACAGGCCAUGCAUCAUGGAUAA
Molecule: messenger RNA, 1152 nt
Organism: Aspergillus alliaceus
Lineage: Eukaryota; Fungi; Ascomycota; Eurotiomycetes; Eurotiales; Aspergillaceae
Product: putative GPI-anchored cell wall protein Pst1
Exons: 3
Coding region: 1-1152 (383 amino acids)
Source: RefSeq, a predicted model, not a curated record